AUGGAAACAACAGGUGUUAGCGUUGAUCUUACGAGUUCUGAUAAUCAUGCGACUGGUAGUCCAAAUUCAUCAAACCCCACAUCACCGACGAUGCGGAGAAUAAGCAGUAACAGUUCUUCACCGAGAGCGAUGUCGUCUUCUCCGUUUCCGAUAAUUUGUUUCUUACAAGCACCUGUAACUACUAUAAUUGAAUACUCGGGUGUUCUUCUACCUAGGUCGAAUACCGAUUAUCACGAAUCAGAGAUCUUGAUUUCUAACCAUCAUCAUCGUGAUCAUAACUCGAGUGGUUCCAGUACUGCUAGUAAUAGAAGUAGUAAUGGUGAGAAUAACAAUGGGGAGGUUUCGAUUCGAAUAAUGGGUGAUGAAGACCAAAAAGAGGAGCGUGGUGAACCGGUUGCAGUGAACCAUGAAGAUGGCGGAGGAGAAAGAGAGGUGGCUCAUUCCGGUGAUGGAAGUGGUGGUAAUGGCGGGAGUAAUAAUAACGUGGAUUCAACAUAUCAACAACGGUAUGAUUUGCAACAGGUUUCAAGGUGGAUUGAAUAA
Molecule: messenger RNA, 543 nt
Organism: Lactuca saligna
Lineage: Eukaryota; Viridiplantae; Streptophyta; Magnoliopsida; Asterales; Asteraceae
Source: the annotation of a GenBank genome assembly